AUGCAUGGUGCAGGAAAAAUGAAUUCUACUAUGAGUGAGGAGCCUGAUGCACUGUCUGUUGUUAACCAGCUCCGAGAUCUCGCAGCUGACCCAUUGAACAGAAGGGCCAUUGUUCAGGAUCAGGGAUGCCUGCCGGGUCUCAUUCUGUUUCUGGACCAUCCCAACCCUCCAGUUGUUCAUUCAGCUUUACUAGCUCUCCGCUAUCUGGCAGAGUGCCGUGCCAACAGAGAAAAGAUGAAGAGUGAACUGGGGAUGAUGCUCAGCUUACAGAAUGUCAUACAAAAAACCACUACACCAGGAGAGACUAAACUUUUAGCUUCUGAAGUCUAUGAUAUCCUUCAGUCUUCCAACAUGUCAGACACGGACAAUGUGAAUGAGAUGAAUUAUCGUCGACGGAAAGCCCAGUUUUUCCUGGGCAGCACAAAUAAGCGUGCCAAGACAGUGGUUUUGCAUAUAGAUGGCCUUGAUGAUUCGUCUCGAAGGAAUCUUUGUGAAGAAGCCUUGUUGAAAAUUAAAGGUGUUAUUAGUUUUACCUUUCAAAUGGCUGUUCAAAGGUGUGUGGUCCGAAUUCGCUCAGACUUAAAAGCAGAGGCAUUGGCAACAGCAAUAGCGUCCACCAAAGUUAUGAAGGCACAGCAAGUUGUGAAAAGUGAAAGUGGUGAGGAGAUGCUGGUUCCAUUCCAAGAUACUCCGGUGGAAGUAGAGCAGAAUACAGAUCUACCUGAAUACUUACCAGAAGAUGAAAGCCCGACUAAGGAACAGGACAAAGCAGUGUCUCGUGUUGGGUCACACCCAGAAGGUGCAGCAAGCUGGCUCAGCACAGCAGCAAACUUUCUAUCAAGAUCUUUCUACUGGUGACUUGUAUGUGGUGUUAAAAGACUGUGUGAAUGAACCAACAAGGGGGCCAGUUUUCCAUAGGUGUGGUGAACUGCCAAGUGCAAUUUGCAAUAAAUCAUCACAAAAAUUUUAGAUUGAGCAAAUGUAUGCUGCAUUUUACAUUUUAUUGGACAUACAGCCUGAUAGGACAGAGGCCUCCAAUCAACUUGUUCUUUCAUUUGUUUGUCAUGUGGAUUUUAUUGCUUCACUUUUUAAAAAUGGGUCCACUCUUAUAUAUACCAAAUGUUUAUGCAUAUAGAGCUUUAAGUUUGACUUCACAUGAAACACAUGAUUGGGAAAGUCUAUUUAACUUGAGUCUCAGGGCCUCUGUGGAAGAAAAAUUAUUAAUGGCU
Chaetura pelagica (chimney swift) is the source of this 1229-nucleotide messenger RNA. RefSeq names its product armadillo repeat containing 1 (gene ARMC1). The coding region runs from base 1 to 858 and encodes 285 amino acids. The transcript has 6 exons. NCBI's taxonomy places the organism in Eukaryota, Metazoa, Chordata, Aves, Apodiformes, Apodidae. Gene Ontology annotation, molecular function: protein binding; metal ion binding. The record is from RefSeq and is a predicted model, not a curated record.